Trichomycterus rosablanca is the source of this 360-nucleotide messenger RNA. It is a transcript of the gene npffl, whose product is annotated as neuropeptide FF-amide peptide precursor like. The transcript is spliced from 3 exons. NCBI's taxonomy places the organism in Eukaryota, Metazoa, Chordata, Actinopteri, Siluriformes, Trichomycteridae. Gene Ontology annotation, molecular function: neuropeptide hormone activity. The coding region runs from base 1 to 360 and encodes 119 amino acids. The record is from RefSeq and is a predicted model, not a curated record.
AUGGAUGCGAGCAUUUGGUUCCUGAUGUUCGGUGUGGUUUUGGUGGCGGCUGGAUCAGCUCAGUCCAUCAUGACAGAAGGAGAGACGACGCUGGAGGAGAACGUUCUCCAAACCCUGGUGAAUGAGGAGCAGGACGAUGAUGUGAAUGAUGAUCGUUUCCUGAAAAUGGCACUUCAUUCAUUACUGCACAGUGUUCAGAGACACGCCCGCAACCCCUCAGUCCUGCACCAACCACAACGGUUUGGCCGCGGUUCUCGCUCUGAUUUACCCCCGGAGGAGAGAAUCCACUCCCGGGACUGGGAGGCCGUUCCUGGACAGAUCUGGAGUAUGGCGGUGCCACAGAGAUUUGGCAAAAAAUAG